AGCGGCUCCGCAGGAAAUGACAUCUCAAGUCCCCUCGUAUCGCGCCCUAUGUGCACGGGUAUGGGUGCCGUGUAGGGUAAGGAACUAUGGCGUCACUCCUCGGACGCGCAACACUGGUUGCGGCAUUCCUUUCGUUUAUUGCGGGAUCUUCGGCGAGGGGCCAGGAGCAAUGCAAUGCAACAGAUCGCCUCGGAGCCUUGCACAUAGGAUGUUCGCCAGAUGCCAGAGCAUCUGUAACGCCUAUCCCGAGCAUACUCAGUCAACCGACGGAAGGCGCUGAUAGCGGUACCAUCAUCAACGAUACGACCGGAUCCCAAAUGCACCUCAGUAGACCUAUAUCAAGCGAUGAGUCUGCCUACCCUACGGCUAACCCUUUAGUCGAGAGUGGGGUUGCGAAUAUCUCAGAGCCCGAAGAACUCCCAGACGACGGUCCUCCUAAUAUAUUCUUUCGCCCAAGAAUCGAGCUUUCCGAAACAGACUGGGCACAAGGGAAUGAGAUGCAGGAAACCCCUUCUCGAAGACCGACGCCAACAAAGCCCCCGACCGUGACCAAUCCCGCAACUGUGACAAUUGGCGAUAAUGUCCUUACGCCUGUGCCGGUACCUGCCAUUGUGAUCGGCGACAAGACGCUCACCCCUGGUGGGAGGACUGUAACGAUUGGGGAUAAGCCAAGCAGGACCGUGAUUCAUCUGGAUCCAAGUGGACGGCCUGUUGUCGUGAUUGGAGGCUCAACAUCCACGCAUCAGGGCAUCAUAUCCGGCGGUGACAGCCCGGCGACCCGGGUUAUCCCACCUCUCACUGUUGGGGAUGUGACCGCAACCAUAAUAACGGACUACCAAUAUGUAGUUGGCGGUUCAACACUUACUGUGGGACAGUCCAUCACGGUCGGAAAUCAGAUCCUAUCUCUUAGCAAGGACCCCGCCGGCGGCAUUAUUUUUGUAGAAAGCGGAGCCACAACCGCGCUCACCCACGGAGGGCUUCUCGACGGGCUUCCAAUCUUCACUACUGUUGUCUCGGGCACCGUCCUCUAUGUUGUCGGCUCUCAAACACUCGGCCCCGGUAGUCCCAUCACCCUGAAUGGCACGCCGGUUUCCCUCACAUCUUCCUCUGGCUCAACAUUUGGUCUUGUUGGUGGAACAACGACGCCAAUUCGUGGCCCAACUAUAACGCCUCCCGUUAUGCCAGCUGGGGAUCUUCAAGUGGUGUCAAGCCCUACCAGCGCGAAAUCGGGCGCUACUUUUGGAGGUCGAUCUCCGCUGCUCAGUGUCCGAGGGAUCGUCGCAUUUGUGGUCAUGAUAGGAAUGGGUUGAAGCUGCAUCGCAGGCACUUCCAGCGCUGAAAGACUAUCCCUCAGAUGGACUGCCAUCUGGGCUUUUCUCUGCCGAUUCUCAUGAUACUGUGCAAGAUACAGCGGA
Westerdykella ornata is the source of this 1415-nucleotide messenger RNA. RefSeq lists its product as uncharacterized. The transcript has 2 exons. NCBI's taxonomy places the organism in Eukaryota, Fungi, Ascomycota, Dothideomycetes, Pleosporales, Sporormiaceae. The record is from RefSeq and is a predicted model, not a curated record. The coding region runs from base 87 to 1310 and encodes 407 amino acids.